This is a messenger RNA of Saimiri boliviensis boliviensis (Bolivian squirrel monkey), 2675 nucleotides long. It is a transcript of the gene ACER2, whose product is annotated as alkaline ceramidase 2. Lineage: Eukaryota; Metazoa; Chordata; Mammalia; Primates; Cebidae. Gene Ontology annotation, molecular function: N-acylsphingosine amidohydrolase activity. Gene Ontology annotation, biological process: ceramide catabolic process; sphingosine biosynthetic process. Gene Ontology annotation, cellular component: Golgi membrane. The record is from RefSeq and is a predicted model, not a curated record.
GGAAGAUUUUGUGACUUGAUAAUUUCCACUUGUGGAACCAGUUGAACUGGCUAUUUACUAUCAGAUUAUAUAAGGACCAUCUGGAAAAGACACAUGCUGCCUGUUGUCUGGAAACCUUCCACUGACACUUUCAGCCCUUCUUAGGUGGUGAGCUCACACUGGGUAUUCUGCAGGUCUGGUUAAUUCGACCCUUGGAGAAGGUCUGUCGCCGAAUGGAAGGACGUUGCUAAUAAAAGUACCUCACAGGAUCUCUGCUGGGCACACUGAGUGAUAGAUACAUGGAAGCUCUUCAGACAGCACUUGGCAUAUAUCAGCAAUGUCUUGUUUUUCAUUUUACCGCCCAUCUGCAUGUGCUUGUUUCGUCAGUAUGCAACAUGCUUCAACAGCGGCAUCUACUUAAUAUGGACUCUUUUAGUUGUAGUGGGAAUUGGAUCUGUCUACUUCCAUGCAACUCUUAGUUUCCUGGGUCAGAUGCUUGAUGAACUUGCAAUCCUUUGGGUUCUGAUGUGUGCUUUGGCCAUGUGGUUCCCCAGAAGGUAUCUGCCAAAGAUCUUUCGGAAUGACCGGGGCAGGUUCAAGGUGGUGGUCUGUGUCCUGUCUGCAGUUACAACGUGCCUAGCAUUCGUCAAGCCCGCCAUCAACAACAUCUCUCUGAUGACCCUAGGAGUUCCUUGCACUGCACUGCUCAUUGCAGAGCUAAAGAGGUGUGACAACGUGCGUGUGUUUAAGCUGGGCCUCUUCUCGGGCCUCUGGUGGACCCUGGCCCUGUUCUGCUGGAUCAGUGACCGAGCUUUCUGCGAGCUGCUGUCGUCCUUCAACUUCCCAUACCUGCACUGCGUGUGGCACAUCCUCAUCUGCCUUGCUGCCUACCUGGGCUGUGUAUGCUUUGCCUACUUUGAUGCUGCCUCAGAGAUCCCUGAGCAAGGCCCUGUCAUCAAGUUCUGGCCCAGUGAGAAAUGGGCCUUCAUUGGUGUCCCCUAUGUGUCCCUCCUGUGUGCCAACAAGAAAUCAUCAGUCAAAAUCACGUGAUGGCGAGGUGGUGGCUGGCUUUGCCACUUACCGCCCCUCAUUCGGUGGGCUUCCUUUGCUAGGAAGACAGCCAAGGGAGUUUGAAGAGUUGGGGUGUGGGCUAUCUUUUCAAAAAUCUAUUUGCUGGGGCUCUCACUAACGUGUCUGUGGACCACCAGGAUUCCACUGUGCAAGGGGAAAAGUGUCUUUUCCUUUCCCAACAAUGGAAAAUGGAGGACUUAGGGACACCAGAUGCAUCUUUCUCAGCAUCACUUCCAGAUGCAGUGACUCACUGAGCUGUGUCCUUUGUGGCCGUGGCAGAGCAGUCUUUUGGUGGAUCCACCCUGUACAAUUCAUCUCUUCCUGGAGAAAGCUGGCCUGUUCCAGACCCCACCAUUCCCAGGUACCCUUGGAGUGGACUCUACUGAUGACAGACAGACUGACCCUCUGACAGACGAGACCCUCUGACUCUCUGAUGGAAGAUGCCAGAGAUUUUCCUUUGGGGUAAUUGUCCUUAAACAAAACCAAACUGAUGAAACACACGCAGGACUUGUGGCUAGAAGGCUAUUUUUCACUUGCAUUUCUCAACUAACCCAGGUUUUACAUGCAUUUGUGAAUCUUUUUACUACUACCUCUGUGGAGAGAUGGAGAGACUUCAGAUAAAGGUACAGCUAAUGGGUAAGACCCUCUUAUGCCAAAACCUGCACUCCACUUUAGGUCAUUCUUGAAAAUGAGCACAAUUUUUGAAUACUGACAUCAUUUCUGCCUCCCCCUCUCACCCCAGCUCCGCAGCCUCAAAUCCACAGAGAAGAAGAAUUAUGGCAUGAAUGUUUCCACAGACCCACCAUCUUUAAGACUUGACCUCUGUAAGUUUACCAAAGGGCUUCUCACAAUUGUGGUGUGGGUUCUGGUUCAAAAUUUGGAGCAAACAUGAAUUUUUUGGAUACUUUUUCUCAUUCGAAGCCUCCAGUAUGCUGUACUAUUCUGGAAAUUACCUUCGAGAAUCUCACUUCCUGUUUCUGUUGUUUUUUUCUGUGGGCAUCAUGCUCUUCACUCUUACAGUAGAAGGUGCUUUCUGGGUUUUCCAGAGUAUCCACUGGCUCACUUUUCUCAAGUACUAGCAGUAACUAUACACUCACGGGCUGGUUUUGGGUUGCUAGUGUAGCAGCACAAAUCUGUUGCCUUCUGAAUUUUUCUCACCUGAUGUGGGAAAGACACUGGCUACAGUGAAUCUUCUUUUCAUCUGGGUGAAUGGAAGAAUCAAGAACUGUCUUAAAGGUGCAUGGUGGGAAUUACCAACCUCAGGGAUACUAAUUUUAACUCAGGCAUGUCCUGCUUUGUAACAUUCCAUUGUGGGGAGGGGGUGGGACAGGUAUUUUCUUGUGUGGGUAGGAGUCAUGUCACUGUCCUACAUAUGUAAGAGUUGGGAAGGUGACCGUUUUUGGCACAUUCAGGAACUUACUCUAGUUAGAAUUUGUACAAGAUCCAAGGGGAAAACCCCAAUAAGCAACUGAAUUUGGAGUUUAAAAAUGAAUGACUUUAUGCUAUGUCUCUGAUUAUCAAAUUAUAUAGGUUUUUCAAAAGCAGAACUCUGUAGUAAGAAAUCUUUGUGGAGGCCUAGCGUGGUGGCUCACACCUGUAAUCCCAGCACUUUUGGAGGCUGAGGC